UUAUGUAUUCAGCCAAUAGAGAGUGGAGAUGGCAGACUGCAGACCACGUUAGAGUGGUUUUAACAGCGGCUGUGUGCGUUUUAUGUUCGGUGUUUGGUUAGCGUAAGCCUUGGCUAUGGCUGCAGAUGAUAGACUUAGAGUAAUCGCUCGUCAUCUUGGUGCGGGGAAAAAGAAUGUUUUUCAAAUGUCGGCAGCAAUGCAUUUAUGUUCUUCUGAAAACCAGUCCUUUGAACCUGUUCGUGGGCGCGUAGCAGUUCCGACUGGGCCACAAAGCGACGCUAGAAAGCAAAGAAGUAAAACUGUUGAUAGUGUUGUUCCUAAGAACAGGCAAGAGUUGCUAAAAUGGAAUGGUUGGGGGUACAAGGAUUCAAAGUUUGUCGUGGAGAACAGAAUUAUUUCCUUCACAGGAAAUCGGUAUGCCAUUGGCGAACUCUCUCUUCCCUUUUUCACAAAGUGGGUUUUGGAUAAAUUUGAUAUUGAUUGGGAUUCUGCAAGAAGUUCUCAGCCAAUGCCUAAAGACGACAAUUUACCAUCGCCCAUUGUCGAUGCAGAAUUUCUAGAUGAGUUGCGUCUCCUGCAGAUGUCUUUUUCUCUUGAUGGCGUCGAUCGCUUGAUACGGUCACAUGGACACACCCUGCACGACAUCUUUAUGUUGAGAGAAGGAGCGUUUGAACGGAUCGCGGACAUAGUGGCUUGGCCAGAAUGUCACGAUGACAUUGUAAAGUUGGUACAGCUUGCACAGAAACAUGACGUUGUCAUCAUCCCUUUUAUGGCCUUGGAUACUUCACAGAUGAAUCGUAUUUUGUGGCUGGAUCGAGAAAACUUGGUCGCGUGCUGCGAGGCUGGGAUUAUUGGCCAGGACUUGGAACGAGAGCUGCAUCAGCAAGGAUUCACUUCUGGACAUGAACCCGACUCAUAUGAAUUUUCAAGCUUGGGCGGCUGGGUCGCCACACGGGCGUCAGGGAUGAAGAAGAAUAUGUAUGGCAACAUUGAGGAUCUUCUUGUACACGUGCGCAUGGUAACUCCUACUGGGGUGUUGGAGAAGAGUUGCCAAGUGCCCAGAAUGUCGUGCGGUCCUGAUUUUAAUCACGUAGUCCUCGGAUCAGAAGGGACCCUGGGAGUGAUUACAGAAGUGAUAAUCAAGGUGCGUCCAUUGCCGAAGUGCAAGAAGUUUGGUUCUAUCGCGUUUCCAAACUUUGAGUCAGGGUUCCUGACCAUGCGUGAGGUUGCAAAGCAGAGAUGCCAACCGGCAUCCAUAAGGCUCAUGGACAAUGAGCAGUUCAAGUUUGGACAGUCACUGCGACCCGAAGCGGGGUACUUUGGCCUCUUACUGGAUGGCCUGAAGAAGAUGUACAUUACCAAGAUAAAGGGAUUUGACGUGGACCAGAUGUGUGUCACCACUUUAGUGUUUGAAGGUGACCCUAAUGACGUUGAAGUUCAAGAAAAGAAGAUUUACGGAAUUGCGGCUAAGUAUGGUGGAAUUCCAGCCGGAGAAGUAAAUGGAGAACGGGGCUACAUGCUUACUUUUGUGAUUGCUUACAUUCGUGACCUGGCCUUGGAGUAUAAUAUCGUUGCAGAAUCAUUCGAAACCUCCGUUUCAUGGGAUCGUACUCUGUCCUUGUGUAACAACGUUAAACGUCGGUUAACAAGUGAAUGCAAAGCUGCCGGCAUCCAGCACCACCUGAUCUCUUGUCGCGUCACUCAGACGUACGACGUGGGCAGUUGCGUGUAUUUCUAUUUUGGAUUCAAGUGGAAUGGCGUUGGCAACCCGCUCGAUACUUAUGAACGUCUGGAGCAGAUAGCUCGAGAUGAGAUUUUGGCUUCGGGAGGUAGUCUCUCACACCAUCACGGCGUUGGCAAAUUGCGAUCAAAAUGGUUCCCGUCUCAGGUGUCAAAGCUAGGGGUCGACCUGUACCAAGCCACAAAAAGGCAGCUUGAUCCUAGAAACAUUUUUGCAAGUGGAAAUAUAAGUAAACUACAUUCAUGAUUUUCCAGAGACGUAACUUACGACGGUACAGAAUUUUUUGGCUAGUCAUUAAUUGAGAAGUAAAAUGAAAAUAAAAAAUAGAAAGGCGUGAAAUAACUGAACUGUGUUAAUUGUAAAAAAACUCUUAUUUUUGCAUUUCAUUUGUUUCUUUGUGAAUCAUGAUGUAUCAUGUUAUCAUGUUGCUUUGCGUAGUUCAGGCAGGAUUGAUUGUGACAGGUAGAAAGGAAUUAAGUAAGUGUUCAAAAUGGCUGUCUUCUGAGAUGUUCUCGUAGACACCGAUCAAUUUCUACCAGAGUACGUGGCGCGUCAUCCCGGAAGACGGCCGUCACUGCGAUGAGAACGCGAGGGCCCAGUCUUGUUGGUCUGCAUGGUGCUGCCACCCAGUUUGAAGAAUCUUAACUGCAAUGUUGUUUAAUGUCCGAUGUUUUGAGUACGAUUUUGACGCUUGUGGCAAUAUUUCUCAAUUUUGAGAAAACAUGUUUUAGUAUUGAGAAUUUGGUUGUUUGUUGGUUUUUUUUGUUUGUUUGUUUGUUUGUUUGCAUGACACUCACGUGAGUUUAGAUUUUCGCUGUACGAUUAUGUUCAUUUAGGAAAGCGGUGAAAAUGUAAUACGCAGCAAAAGAGUUAAGGAACGAGGUGUGAGUGAAUAGAAGGAUGACGCUGCAGUCAGUUUCAGGGGUAACGGAGUGAGAUUAGUCACUUCUGAUUUUAUAAAUCACCUUUACGUAGCUGAAAGGAAAGAAUUUUGAUUGCUAUAAGUACGUGAUUUCAGGGUUGAUGAAAUAUCAAGGUAAGUGUGCAUUUAGGUUGUACGUUCUGAACGUCUGCUGCUUUGGAAUGUGGGACGUGUCACGACUUGUCCGUCUAGAAGGAAUGGAAGCUGACGGACUUCAAUGGAGCAUGUUAGCGCUUAGACAAGUGAGCAAGAACCAAGGUCGGACAUGAAACGUUACUGAGAACGCUGGAUUGUUGUAGACAAAUUGCUUGUUGGGGAACCCAGUGCAGAUGAACUUGAUUGCUUUGUACUGUGCACAUGUUCCACUAGCAUCUGUGCAGUUUGUGCACGUUUUGUAUCUCCACACCCAGAUUGUGUUGCCGUGGCACGUAGCUAGCUGUGAGGACUGCGUAUUCUGUACUGUGUUCAUGGAAGCCAUUGUAAUAUUUUGUGUUAUUUUUUUAAUGAAAGUCUUCUUUUAAAGUGCCUUAUGUUUUAAUUGCUUUAAAUUUGUAACAUGUGCAAAAGUUUUGGGUUAUAGAGCUUUAUAAGGGGCUAGUGUUCGUGUGUGAUGGGUUUAUGGCUUAUUUUUAAGUCCAGUGUUUUAUAUGAAGUACCGUACAGAAUGUGGUGCCAUUAUGUAAUGGUUGUAUCCUAAAAUAAUGGUGUUACUUGGUAAUAAUACAACAUACUUGUGUGGUUCAUGAGUGAAGCUUAACUAA
Molecule: messenger RNA, 3424 nt
Organism: Zootermopsis nevadensis
Lineage: Eukaryota; Metazoa; Arthropoda; Insecta; Blattodea; Termopsidae
Source: RefSeq, a predicted model, not a curated record